This is a messenger RNA of Electrophorus electricus (electric eel), 2371 nucleotides long. It is a transcript of the gene trmt2b, whose product is annotated as tRNA methyltransferase 2B. Gene Ontology annotation, biological process: RNA processing. Gene Ontology annotation, molecular function: RNA binding; tRNA (uracil(54)-C5)-methyltransferase activity, S-adenosyl methionine-dependent. The record is from RefSeq and is a predicted model, not a curated record. Lineage: Eukaryota; Metazoa; Chordata; Actinopteri; Gymnotiformes; Gymnotidae.
CGUCAUGGCCUAUGCUGCUGCAGGCCUGCGGAAAGCAUGAGCGGUCCAUUUUGUCGUUCUUUGUGUCUGUUAAAGAAAAGUUGCGUUUCGUAGUCUAUAAUGUUAUUUGAACGUCAGUACUCAUUGUACCUCGAUGAUUUCAGCUUUCAGAGACCGUGUUCUUAAAAUACGCUUGAAUAAUAUGUUCACAGCAUUGUUAAAACGUGCUGGUAUCCUAGCGAGAUCACCUGUUAGAUAUAAAUCAGUUAAUCGCAGUUCAGUUACUGCUGGCAACAUCGAACAGAAAAAGAGAAUAAAGAAACUCAAGCCUCCAGGCUGGGAUGUUCUCUCAUGGGAAGACAUUUUGGCUCAGUCUGUGACUCCUUUAUGGCGACUAAGCUAUGAUGAGCAGCUCCAGUGGAAACAAGAACAGCAACACAGGAUCUUACUUCAGAUGACAAAUCAGCUGGUACAGGACUCAUCAUUUACAUCCAAUAAGGGAGAGCUAACUUUUCCUCUUCUGCCCAUAGUGCCUUCACCAGUGAGGGACGGAUAUCGUAAUAAAUCAACCUUUUCAGUUAACAUUGGAGUAGAUGGAAAUCCAAAGACUGUAGGACUUUACACUGGCACUGGGAAAGGUAGAAACAUUGUUUGUGUUCAUGGUGACCAUCUUCUUAACAUUCCAUCAAAGCACAAGUUGGUUGGAAGGUGUUAUGAAGAGUUCAUACGUUUCUCACCAUUAAAGCCAUGCAUAUUGUUUCAUGAUGGAGGUCACUGGAGAGAAAUUACAGUGAGAACGAACUCUGCUGGUAACACACUGGCCAUAGUAUACUUCCAUCCACAAAAUUUAACUCCUGAGGAGGUUGGUGUCCAAAAAGCAGCUCUAGUAGAUUAUUUCACAAAUGGUCCUGGGACAGUUUGCCAGCUGGACUCUCUUUAUUUCCAGGAGAGCACCAUGACCAGAUGUAGUCAUGAGGACUCUCCAUACCAGCUCCUGUAUGGAGAACCCUGUAUCUACGAGGAGAUCCUUGGCAUGAAAUUCCGCAUAUCUGCUGAUUCAUUUUUUCAGGUGAACAGAAGUGCAGCAGAAGCCUUGUAUAAGACAAUAGCAGACCUAAAUAAGACCUGUGAAGAGGGAACUCUGUUGGAUGUGUGCUGUGGUACGGGAACUAUUGGCAUCUCACUGUCCACACGGAUGAAGAAGGUCAUUGGUAUUGAACUUCUUCAGCAGGCUGUAGAGGAUGCAAAAUAUAAUGCAGCAUUUAAUGGCAUUCAGAAUUGUGAGUUUCUCUCAGGAAAAGCUGAGGCUGUUCUUCCAGACCUGAUACCAACAUUGUGCGCUAAUGGGGGGCUCACAGCUAUUGUGAAUCCAUCCAGGGCAGGUCUGCAUUAUAGAGUAAUAAGGGCACUGCGCAACAACUCAGUCAUACGAAGACUUAUCUACAUUUCCUGCAAACCAGAAGGAGAAGCAAUGAGGAACUUCAGGGAGCUUUGUAGAAAGCCUGAUUGGCAGAGAAAGCUCACUGGAGAGGCAUUUAUGCCAACAGUGGCAGUCCCUGUGGACAUGUUUCCACACACACCUCACUGUGAACUGGUACUUGUUUUUGAACGAUAGGGUAAACUACAUAUUUUUUGCAAAAAACCUUUUCAAUGUCAGUUUACAUGUUAAGAACAGGGUUACUAUUCAUUUUAAGAAUGUUAGAAUUUUUCAGUUUAAUACUUACUAUACCUAAUAUGUCUAAUUAUGAUUUGUUGUGUGGUCUGAAGCAUUUGUGAAAAUAUGGAAUAUAUGAUAAACCAUUUUGAAACAAUUUGGUAUUCCAGAGAAACCUUGUUCUCAAGGUUGUUUGGAUAAUCAGUAUUCAGUGUUGCUUCAUAAAGUCUGUUUGCCUAGUCCAAAAUGCUGAACACAUGUUAAUGGUAUGAUUUGCAUGAUAUGGUAUGAUCACAGAAGAUUAACUAAAGCUUUUAAGGCUUGGCCCCAGAAGAUAUACAUGCAGAAGAGUGUCAUAGUACUGUGAAAUGUGGCAAUUGUUGCUGUUUUGCAUUUAAAGGCAUUCCAAAUCCACACAAAAAAUGGCACAAAUCAAGCUGUUGCAAUGGAUUUGUCAAUCUGCUGACCUAACCUCUUCUGUGAAAUGUUGUGCAAAUACAUGGUCUGCUUUUUUUAAUGAAAUAAUUCUCCUGUGGUGCAAGACACAGUUUGACAUAAUGAUUUUUUGAGUCCUCAAUUUUUUGUUCAGAUUGAAUGUCAGUAGUUCCUGAGGUGACUGCAACAUAUGAAAAGACCGUUCUAAAUGUAGUCUUAUCUUCCAUGUGUUUUACUCUGCACAGAUUGCCAGUAUUUUUUCAGGUAUUACGAUAAGUGAGCUUUGCAGAAUGAAUGUGUGAU